Messenger RNA from Eimeria maxima, 4740 nucleotides. RefSeq lists its product as hypothetical. The transcript has 6 exons. NCBI's taxonomy places the organism in Eukaryota, Apicomplexa, Conoidasida, Eucoccidiorida, Eimeriidae. The coding region runs from base 1 to 4740 and encodes 1579 amino acids. The record is from RefSeq and is a predicted model, not a curated record. Gene Ontology annotation, biological process: microtubule cytoskeleton organization. Gene Ontology annotation, cellular component: microtubule cytoskeleton.
AUGGAGGGCAACGGCAACGGGCCGCAGCAGCACCUGCUGCAGGAGCAGCAACGGCUGCUGCAGCACGAGCAGCAAAGGGAGCAGCAUAUGGGGUUCCUAAGUAAAGCAACAGAAUUACGCUCUACGGAAGCCUCCCUUCUGCUCCUGCAUGGCGGGCAGUAUCCUUGCGAAACUGCACAUGCUGAUGAUGCUGCUGUUGCUGCGCUGGUUUGCCCUGACCUGCAUAGCAGGAGCAGCAGCAGCAGCAACAUUCACUGCACAUUGCCUAUGGCGGCUCCAGAGCUGCGCAAUCGCCGCAGCAGCGGCCACUUCUUCCGCACCCCUGGCCCUCAGGUGUCGCCUCCGCAGCAGCAGCAGCAGCAGCAGCAGCAGCAAAUGCUAUCUUUAAGCCCUCCCUUUAAGAGCAUUACCUGCGUCUCUACAACCCAUACAACACCCGUUGAGCUCUUCGCACCAGAGGCGCCGCUAAAGGUCUGGGCAGACACAGCAGCAGCAACUGCAGCAGCAGCUGCUGCUGCUAUUGCUAAAGACUCUCCAUCAAUUGUUGUAGCUGCGCCUACAGAGAAGGAGCAGCUGCAGGAGCAGCAGCGGCGGGCUUCGCUACAAGUACAUCGCGAGGCCGAGGCUGCUGCUGCAAAGGCAGCAGCAGAAGCAGCAGCUGCAGAAGCAGCAGCAGCAGAAGCUGCUGCUGCUGCUGCCGCUGCUGCUGCCAAGGAGGACAAGCUGUAUACGAUAUCUGUUAAAUCCAUUAGUGCCCGUGGCACCUUGCCUAGGCACGACAAACUGCAAGAUGAGCAAGAGCAGCAGAAACCUAAUCAGCAGCAGCAGCAGCAGCAGGUUUCGCAGAAGGCUCCUAAGGAGCCUCAGUUGCAACCACAGCUACCCCGAAGGGCUACACCUGCUGCUGGUGGGGGGCCCUGCUGUCUUCCUCUUAGCAGCAGCAGCAGAAGCAGCAUCAGGAGCAGCAGCGGAGGUGUCGAUGCGUUUGCUUUGCCGCAGCUGAGGCCUGGCCAAUCAUGGCAGCAGCAACCGCCGCCGCAGCAGCAGCAGCAGCAGGUGCAACGGACGGAAUGUGUCGGCAGCAGAAUCAGCAGCACAAGCACACGUUUAGUAGUUCCUUCUGCAGCAGCAGAUGUGGCCAAGACAGCGGUAGCAGCCCGUGCUUCUGCUGCUCCUGCAGCAGCAGCAGCAGCAGCUCGUUGCUCUGACAACCCUGCGGUGGAAGCAGCAGCAGCUGCAGAGGCAGCUAAAGACUUGAGGAGGCGACCAAGAGCCCACCGGGACCACCAGCAGCAGAAGGAGCAGCAACAACAACAGCAGCAGCAGAAGCAACUCCAGCAGCAGCAACAACAACAACUGCAGCAGCAGAGACAACUCCAGCAGCAGCAGCAGCAGCAGGAAGCACGCAUUUUGAGACAGUCGAAGCAGCAACUUGCGGAUACACCGCGAUCCCCUCCCCAGCUCAGGCAUCUGAAGCAGCAGCAACAGCAGCGAAAGCAUCAGCAGCCGCAGCAGCACCAACUGCAGCAGCAGCAGCAGCAGCAGCAGGGUAGGGCACUGCGAGAGCAGGAACUGCUGGAGAAUUUGCUGUGGAAGCACGUGGGAAAGGGCAUGUCGGACAGCCGAGUGUCUCGUGUGCUGCAGCAGCAACAGCAGCAAAAGCAGCAGUUGCUGCUGCCCCUGCCUUCCCUGAGGCAGAAGCUGCAGCAGACUGCAGCAGCAGAUGGCGCUGCUGGCCGCUGCACUGAUGACAGCUCUACUGCUGCUGCUACUGCUGCACCCCCAACGCACAGACAGCAGCUGCAGCAGGAGGUGCUACAAGAGAUUCAACGGCUGCGGAGGCAGCAGCCUUACACGAGCUGCAGCAGCAGCUGGAGCUGCAGCAGCAGCAGCAGCAGCAGCUUGCCUCUACUUCUGUCUCUUGUUCCUCCUACAAUACCGUCAUAUGGGGUAUACAGUUACUCCUGCAGCAACAGCAGCAACAGCAGCAACAGCGCCAACAGCACGAACAGCAGGAGCAGCAGCAGCAACAACAGCAGCAAGACCAACUUAAGCAGCUCCUCUGCAGCCCUUCAUCGCUCCUCCAGCUGCUCAGGCAGAAGCGGCAGCAGGAGCAGCAGCAGGGGAGGCAGCGGCAGCAGAAGCAGCAGCAAGGGAGGCAUCGGCAGCAGCAGCAGAAACGCUGAAUAUGGCCAAAAGCCAUCGCGACACUGUGCAGCAGCUGAAGCAGCUAGAGCAGUAGCAAGCACAGCAGCAACAGCAAGCACAGCAGCAGCAGCAGCAGACUUCAGGCUACCCGUUGACUAUGAGAGUUUUGCUGCUAUGGCAUCAGCAGCAGCAGCAAGCUCGGCAGCAACAGUAGCCAUGGCCAAAGGACCUUCAGCUACGCCUGGGGCCCUUCAGAAGAAGCCUCUUGCUGUUGGCGCAGCAGCAGCAGCAGCAACUGGCAAAGCUAAUACUUCUCUGCUGCUUCAGGGGCAAGACUCCGGCAGGCCGCCGCGUCGUUUGCUGCUGUUGAAGGAAGAUAACGAUGCAGCAGCGGCGGCGGCGGCAGCAGCAGCAGCAGCUUCAUCAGCUCCGCCGGGCAGCAAGGAGCUGCAUGCUGCAGCAACAGCAGCAGCAGCAGCAGCUCCACGAAUCUUCAGUGGGCUUUUGCAGCCUGUUGCACCUUCUCCUUUGGCAUCGGCGCCCUUCCCAGUGACGGCGAGGAUAUUUUUUAAUGCUGGAAGUGCUGCGCUGCGCGAGUUGCUGCUGGGGAAGCUUUUCUGCAUCCGUUCUUUGGCUCGUUGCUGCUGCAGCAACGACAGCAGCAGCAGCAACAGCAACAGCAGCAGCGACCUUCCAAGUCCUAAAGAAACCCCGAGGCCUCGGAUGGCUUUGUUGCCCGUUUCCAGGACACAAGGAAACACCAACAGCAACACCAAAUACAGCAGCAACAGCAGCAGCAGCAAGAAAACCACCAGCAACAGCAGCGGCGGCGCCGCGCUGCACGCGCAGCAGCAGCUACACCGGCAGCAGGCUUCUGUGACUUCUAGGAAGGAUAAGAGCAGCAUUUACAACAGCCUCAGCAGCAGCAGCAACUGCAGCAGCAGCAACUGCAGCAGCACCAACAGCAGCCUGCUACUUUCCCUUGACACCUAUGGACUGCAGGACAUCUCAGAAAGCCCUCGCACAAAUGAAUGCAGCAGAAGCAGCAGCAACAACAACAACAGCAGCAGCAGCACCGGCAAGACAAGCGCGGGGAAGCUAGCCUUCCGGAGCAGCAACGGCAGCAGAAGCAGCAAGGGCAACAGCAACUGCAGCACAGCCGUCAGCAGCACCAGUAGCAUGGCUGCUGUUGUGACUCCCCAUGCAGCGGUGGCGUCUGCUUCUGCUGCUACUACUACUACUGGUGUUGCUGCUGAUACGGCUACACGGGAGGCACCACCAGCUAAAGCUGCUGCUGCAGCAGGAUCCGUUGCUGCUGUUGCCGCUGCUACUUCUGAUACAAAUUGGCUGCUUCCCUUUGAAGCCCAUUACUGCGCCUCUUCCUCUCUUGCUGCCUCCGAUUGCUUAGGUGGUGGUUUGCUGCAGCAGCUGCUGCAGCGACACGUCAACUUCCUCCAGGCUCUACAGCCGCAGCACCAGCAGCAAGAGCUACGGCAACAGCAGCAGUCCUGCAGAGGAACCGUCGAUGCUGCAACUCGACAUGCUGAACAGACACAGCAGCAGCAACUCGACUGUCCCAGCAGCAACAGCAACAGCAGCAGCAGCAGCAGCAGCAGUAGCAGCAGCAGCAGCAGCAGCAGUAGCAGCAGCAGCAGCAGCAGCAGCAGCAGAGAUAUGACCCUCCUGCUUGUUCCAGCUGUGCCUCAAUCGGCUUCUCUACUGAAGACAAUCAACAAACUAUUUAUAGAGAAGGGCGCCAUUCCUCCGGAGGAGCUUUGUUUGUUUCUAGUGUUCGAACAGCUGAAGUUGCUGCAGCAGCUGCACCAGGUGGGGCUGUUGCAUUGCAACAUCAGUUUAAGCAGCUUCCUCGUAGCUCCUGCUGCCGCUGCAGCAAAGGCGCUGCAGCAGAAGCAGCAAAGCCACCCACUGCUGCCAGAAGGUGCAGCAGCAGCUAUUGCAGUAUUGGGGAUCGACUUAGCUGCUGGGAUCGACUCUCGCGAUAUGUGCUGCGGCGUCUGCCCAGUCAUCGAGCCUCCCUUUGCUGACCAGACCACUGAUCCAAAGGACUGCUGGGCUUUUCACGGCAUAGACUUAAGGGGAGUGGCCUUUGCUGCAGCAAGUUUGCUGCUGGGGCGGCACUUGGUGCUGGGCAAAGACUUGCAGCAGCAGCAGAUGCAGCAGCAGCAAUUUAAAGAGAACAGAACGUUGCAGCAGCAGCAACUGGAGCAGCAGCUGCUGCGGCCUGAAGUUUCCGUGCAGCUACCCCUUAGAAGGCAUUAUGCAGUUGCCUUUUGGCAGCAGCUGCUGCAGCGCUGCUGCAACUUUGAAAAUGAGCUGCUGCAGCAGAAGCCAGAAGCAGCUGCUGCUCUAUCCUGUCUGCUCAGCAGCAGAGGCAGCAGCAAUAGCGACCUAACACCCGGGGAGGUGCAGUGUGCUGCUGCGAUGCUGCAGCACUGCAGCGAGAAGGCGUCGCUGCUGUUGCUGCAGCAGCUGCAGCAGCAAAUAGUCUCCCUCUUCAACAGGGAACCCGCCCGCAGGAAGCUGCUACAGCAGCAGCAGCAGCUUGUCGCAGCGUUUCUUGGGGAGCGAUAG